AUGAAGACGGUUCUCUUGGUUGCUAUGGUCUUCGUUUCGGCCUGGAGCAUUUCUCAAAUUUUCCUUAAUAUCUUCAUUUGCACGCCCAUAGCUGCUUUCUGGGAUAAAACUAUUGAAGGCAAAUGCAUUCCGAGAAAUCCGACGUGGUACAUCACAGCAGCUGGGAACAUCGCGACGGAUAUCAUGAUUAUAGUGAUCCCCUUUCCCGUGGUGAUAAAGCUGAAUCUGGCUCGUCGGCAGCGCUUUGUCCUGCUUGGGGUAUUCUGCGUGGGCUUUCUUACAUGUGCCAUCUCUAUGGUUCGCAUGGGUUACCUAGAUAUCCAAGAAGACCUGACCUGGGUCAACGUCGAACCGGCAUGUUGGUCAUUCACCGAACUUUGUUGCGGGCUGCUAUGCGCCUGCGUCCCAACACUGCGGCCUUUCGUCUCACGAUACUUUCCGUCAAUGUCCAGCUAUAAUCGCUCGAGAAAAGCUUACGCUACCAACCAGCCGCCCGAGCCGCACACUUCCAAUCGUUACCACGAGAUCGAACUACAGAACAGACGUCAUAUACAGGGUGAUUUACUUCAAGACGAUAGCCGAUCGACGAGAAUAUUGCGCGUGUCAGAGUUCACGGUAACGGAGACAAGGGAAUUGGCGAAUACAAAAGAUGGGGGAAGGGAAAGCGAUGAUGAGGUUUUAUUGGUAUCUCAUGUGUUUACGGCUCCUCGGCCUACUGAGAAAGCGAGAACCAGGCCAGGCAGAUUGUCAGCUACAGAGUAG
Messenger RNA from Fusarium mangiferae, 762 nucleotides. RefSeq lists its product as uncharacterized. The record is from RefSeq and is a predicted model, not a curated record. The transcript is spliced from 2 exons. Lineage: Eukaryota; Fungi; Ascomycota; Sordariomycetes; Hypocreales; Nectriaceae. The coding region runs from base 1 to 762 and encodes 253 amino acids.